GCGCGGCGCAGCUUGCGCACAUCACGUAGCGGUUUCGAUAAUGGCGUCCGUCUCCGAGAUGCGCUCGGCUUCGGAAAAAUGAAGCGCAGAAGAGCUGACUUCCAGUGAUCGACGCGACGCGGGGUUUCCAUUCGCACGCGGACUUUGCCUCACUCGCCGCGCGACAGGUUCAGGUUCCGAUCUCAGUCGCGACGCGCAGCCCGAGAUGAUGAAGCUGAAGUCGAACCAAACGCGCACCUACGAUGGGGACGGGUUCAAGAAGCGGGCCGCCUGCCUGUGCUUCAGGAACGACACCGAGCAGGAGGUGUUGCUGGUGAGCAGCAGCAGAUAUCCGGACAAAUGGAUCGUGCCCGGAGGAGGAAUGGAGCCCGAGGAAGAGCCCAACGUCGCUGCUGCCCGAGAAGUCUGCGAAGAGGCUGGUGUCAAGGGCACUUUAGGAAGACUAGUAGGAAUAUUUGAGAAUCGAGAUAGGAAACACAGAACGUACGUCUACGUUCUCAUCGUAACUGAAGUUCUAGAAGAUUGGGAGGAUUCUGUAAACAUUGGGAGAAAAAGGGAAUGGUUCAAAAUCGAAGAUGCCAUAGAAGUGUUGCAGUGUCACAAACCGGUGCAGGCCACUUACUUCGCGGCCCUACAGGAAGGCUGUCUGAACAGUAACGGGACGCCCCUUGUGGCCACGAUAGGCGGAGACCUGUCGCCCACCUACAGCAUUAAUCAGAGCUCCGUCUCUGACAUCAGAUAACUAAUGCAAAACAUAGACACUCCGGAUGCUCUCACUUUCAUUACCCUAUCCUUCUUUUUCUUUAAAAAAAAACGGCUUGCCAAGGCUUUCGAGCACCGAGAUGGUGGCGCAGACAUCGAGCGCUGGCCGAAUAUUCGAAACUAUUUUGUAAAUGUAAUACUUUUUUGUUGUUGUUGUUGUCGUCGUUUCUGCUUUGUCCCAUCUAAUCCUCCUUUCAUGCGGACUGUUGCAUGAAACCCGCGUCCGCUUCGGCGGCCCAAGUGUGAGAUUUAAACGAACGCGAGAGCUACCUUUUACCGUUGUGGUGUAAAAAUCCACACAUGGCGCGUCGGCACGCGGCUUUCGGUAUUUUUACACGUUCGAUUUCCUCCGCGCGCGUAUGUGUGAACGAUUUUUCUGUCGGCUCUCUUUCGGCGGUUGCGAGAGGAAACGUUUAGUCUUCUGAAUGGUAGAACUGUGAGAAGUUGAUUUUUUUGUUUUUUGCAUGAACACUGGUAUUUAUUUGUCUUACGAGUUUGCGUGAUGCGAUGAACGUUUAACCUGUACUUACCCUUUUUCUGUCUUGCCAUCUUGUAAAUAACUUGUGGGCCUGCAAAAACGUAUUUAAUUUAUACUAGUACCUGAUUAGACUGGAGCGCAUUUCUACAAGCGCACACCUUUUUUUUCCCCCAAGCCGCUGAGGCUUGAAGGACUUUAAAUUUAUUAUUCCAAACCUUACAAUGAAUCCUGUGUGUGAUUUUGUGCCGUUAGCAAGCACCAAUUCGUUCGGACGUUAUUUCUGUUGUUCCGGUUGGUGAUGCAUAAACGAAACAGACUGUGUAUGAUUUGGCAGGUCGUUGUUGUGCUGUGAUGGUUUUCUGUAGCACUUUUUAAAAUCAACAUGAAAACAAAACGGACUCAAUUUGCUUUUGAAAUAUUUUCCUGGUUUCGUCGGCACACCGUAUUGUGCAAACGCAAUCCCAUUCUGGUAUGAAACGGCCACUUUUCAUGAUGCACUCACUUCCAGACGGAUUGAAGACUCAUUUCAUUUGUUCCUCACAAUACGUUAUGCAUUUUACAGACGUUAAAACGGGUUGCACGUACCAUGUUGAUUUUAAGCAGUGCCACGGUAGAUAGAUUGCACGGUUAAAUCAAAAAGGAAAUCAAUUUCACUUCGAUUUUCAAAGCAAUCUGCUGAAAAAAAAAACUAUCACUAUUAUGUUUCCUGGCAGAUUCAAAAAUCUUCAUGAACAACCUGAAAUCACGAUGGCUUUUUACUUUCUCAAGGUGUUAUAGAGCAUGAUUCAUUUCAGUUCAAUAAUGAGUUGAACUUCAAUUGAAAUUAAACCACUUUUUGUUCUCUUAGGGAACUUACUGAAAUAUAUCAGAAUAGUUCACCCCAAAUAAUCGGCCAUUAUUUACUUCUCCUCAAAUUGUCUGUAUGAGCUCCUUUUUUUCCAUUGAGCACAAAAGAUAAAGUAUUUGGAAGAAUACCGUAAACUAAACAAUUGACGGUAGCCAUUGCCUUAUAUGGGAUUUUAAAAAUAUGUAAUUACGGAAGUCAAUAGACCAUCAGCUAAUUAUUCUAUUGUUGUGCUCAACAGCAGAUAAAAUCUCAUACAGGUGACUGAAUUUUAUUUUUCUGAUUUAAAUAGACCCUCUAAAGUAGAAUGGGUUUCAUUUGAGCUGUUAGCAGAUGUUUACAUUUCGUUAAUACCAUAACGACUCUCGAAUGACAACUAAAGAGCUAUAUCUGUGGAUGUUUAUAUAGCUUUUUUUGCACAAAGCUAGCUCUAGUCUGCUCUAGGAGAGUUUUCACUACUUUUUUAUGCUUCAUCUUCCCUUAGUAUACUAUUAAUAUUCUUCCGACGGUCGCUGAAGGCGUUUUCUGUACUUCAGGUCCUGCCGAUUUGGUGGUUCUGACCUCUCGGCCUUUUUAGAAACGACCAUAUCAUCAUCUACGACUCGUUUAAACAUUUCUUUUGAUAUGUCUUGGAAGCCGAACUGUGCGCGCAAUACUGUGAAUCUUGAGCCACUGUAGUUAGCGAGGCGUUUUGGUGUCUUUCAAUCGCUCUUGUACAGAUCAAACCAUCAAAUUCCAGCGCUCGUCAUUGUUAUGUAUAGAUAUGGUACACGCUAGGUCGGGCGAUUUUAAUUUUCUCAAGACUGAACCGUGUUUUGCUCCUCUGGGAGUUUUAAGUGCAUUUACGAUGCAAGAUCCUUAUGAAGUACAAUUCAGAUUUCUUUUUAUUGUCAGAUCGCAAGAUGAGCGAUGAUGAACCCAAGAUCUAAAUCGUGAAUGAACAUAGGUUUAUCAGUGAUUUGUUUACAUGCCUUUAAUAUCCGUCAACACUAACGUCAUUGAUUUUGCAGCUGAUGGCAAGUUUUCUCUUUCACUUUUAGUGUAGCAUGCAAUAGCAAAUCUGGUCCGUUUUCCUGAUUGAUGAUGAUGGCCAUGCUAACGUACCCUUCUUUCAGCGGCAUAUUAAAAACUUUUUGACUCGUGUAGUAAGUGGAAGUGGCUUUGGCUGGGUCUGUGGCCGAUCGUUGCUGUGAAUGACCUUCUCGAGCAAAGCGGUCUCCUACAAAACAAGGACGUGAAAUCUGAACUGCUGCAUUUGAAGUAGAUCACGGACCACGUGAAAUACUCGAACAUCUCACGGAAAAGCACCUUAAAUUUGCCCUGCUUGUGACUCUGAAUGUAAACUUGGGUAAAAGGCUCAGCCUGUUGCAGUUGGUUUAAAUGGGAAGCUGGAACUGUGACUGAAAUCUCUCAACGCUCAGAAUCAAAAGCUGUGAGACUAGUUCCACAGCUGUACCCUUCACUGGAAUAUUUUGCUCUUUCAUUUUGGGAUUGUGAAAUCAACCAGUUCAAGAAUGUAAUAUAAAUGUGCCAACUAAUAAACACCAGUAUUUCA
This is a messenger RNA of Puntigrus tetrazona (Sumatra barb), 3639 nucleotides long. RefSeq names its product nudix (nucleoside diphosphate linked moiety X)-type motif 3b (gene nudt3b). Gene Ontology annotation, biological process: adenosine 5'-(hexahydrogen pentaphosphate) catabolic process; diphosphoinositol polyphosphate metabolic process; diadenosine hexaphosphate catabolic process. NCBI's taxonomy places the organism in Eukaryota, Metazoa, Chordata, Actinopteri, Cypriniformes, Cyprinidae. Gene Ontology annotation, molecular function: diphosphoinositol-polyphosphate diphosphatase activity; bis(5'-adenosyl)-hexaphosphatase activity; bis(5'-adenosyl)-pentaphosphatase activity. The transcript is spliced from 5 exons. Gene Ontology annotation, cellular component: nucleus; cytoplasm. The coding region runs from base 206 to 742 and encodes 178 amino acids. The record is from RefSeq and is a predicted model, not a curated record.